Polyodon spathula (Mississippi paddlefish) is the source of this 1429-nucleotide messenger RNA. RefSeq names its product gamma-aminobutyric acid receptor subunit pi-like. Gene Ontology annotation, biological process: nervous system process; monoatomic ion transmembrane transport; chemical synaptic transmission. The transcript is spliced from 8 exons. Gene Ontology annotation, molecular function: GABA-A receptor activity; neurotransmitter receptor activity; extracellular ligand-gated monoatomic ion channel activity. NCBI's taxonomy places the organism in Eukaryota, Metazoa, Chordata, Actinopteri, Acipenseriformes, Polyodontidae. Gene Ontology annotation, cellular component: membrane; neuron projection; synapse. The record is from RefSeq and is a predicted model, not a curated record. The coding region runs from base 1 to 1308 and encodes 435 amino acids.
AUGGAAAAUUCGCUCCUCAGUGCUGAGGUGAAAGAAGGAGAAAUUCUUCCACCUACAAUCCAGAAACUAAUGAAAGGAUAUAACAAAUAUCUUCGACCCUUCUUUGACAAUGGGCCUGUCAGUGUUGGAAUGAGCCUGGAUGUUGCAAGUAUUGACACAAUAUCAGAAAUAAAUAUGGAUUAUACUGCAACUAUAUUUUUAAGACAACGAUGGACUGAUGAACGCCUGUGCUUCGACGGCAAUAAGAGUUUGAGCUUAGAUGGAAGACUUGUAGAACUGCUUUGGGUUCCUGAUACUUUCAUAGUGGAUUCAAAGAAAUCUUUCCUUCAUGACAUCACUGUAGAAAAUAGACUUAUAAGAAUCUUCCCCAAUGGGACAGUCCUUUAUGCAUUAAGGAUAACUACCACUGUUGCCUGCAAUAUGGAUUUAACAAAAUAUCCAAUGGACAAACAGACAUGUACCCUGCAACUAGAAAGCUGGGGUUAUAACAUCAAUGAUGUGAUGUUUUACUGGACAAGAGGAAAUGAUUCAGUCAGUGGGUUAGACACGCUGCGUUUAGCCCAGCACACAGUGGGAGAUUAUCACACAUCAGUGUCAGAAGCCAUUUACGAGACUGGCCACUACCCCAAAUUGGUUUUUCACUUCAAUCUCAAAAGAAAUAUUUUGUAUUUUAUUCUGGAGACCUACGUGCCAUCAAGCCUGCUUGUUGUUCUAUCAUGGGUAUCGUUCUGGAUCAGCCAGUCUUCAGUUCCUGCACGAAUCUGUAUAGGAGUCACAACAGUCCUUACUAUGACAACACUGAUGCUGGGAGCCAGGGCCUCCCUACCCAAUGCUAACUGCUUCAUCAAAGCCAUUGAUGUGUAUCUGGGCAUCUGUUUCAGUUUCAUUUUUGGGGCUUUGAUAGAAUAUGCAGUGGCUCACUUCUGCAGUCUUCACCACCCUGACGCUUCCAGUCUGUUAAUGUGUUCAAUUCUCUGCUCUUUGUAUGGACAUGAACUAAACAAGAGAGAAGAGGACAUGAAUGGAGUUGUGACAACGAUUGUGAGCAACUCCAGACAAGCAAAAAUGAAAGAGGAUGCUUCAGCUGUAAGCAACUGCAGCCUGUCGAACAGCGACAUAAAAACUGAAGCCAAGGAGCAGAAGAGCAAGUGCGCUAAAGCAUUCUACAACGUAAAGAAACGGGUUUGUUUUUUAAACUGCUGCCGAAUUGGAAACCCCCAUUACAUUGACAGUUAUUCCAGAAUGUCUUUCCCACUUUCAUUCAUAUUUGUGAAUCUGCUGUACUGGGUAUAUUACCUUUAUUUUUAAGAACUGUUAUACAAAAAACAAAAAAAUAGCUGUUUAGAACUCAUACAGCAUGUGACCAACAAGCCGCUGUACAAAAAAUGCAAAAAAAAAUGCAGCCUACAUUUUAGCAGGGCCCAAGGUG